Molecule: messenger RNA, 2700 nt
Organism: Planococcus citri (citrus mealybug)
Lineage: Eukaryota; Metazoa; Arthropoda; Insecta; Hemiptera; Pseudococcidae
Exons: 4
Coding region: 246-2375 (709 amino acids)
Source: RefSeq, a predicted model, not a curated record
CAACUACGUUAUCAAAUUAUUAUCAUCGCUUCCUGAAAAUUGAUAAAUUAUUUCAAAAAUCAAAAGUUCUGUUGUAUUUCUGUUUCAAAAGAUCUUCGUUCUAAUGUGAUGCAUAAUAAACUUGAAACCUGGAUAUGAAUUAAGUUUCUACGUCGCAUCGUCAAUGUGAUUCUGUUGUCUCAUACAAAUCGUAAUUCGUAUGUAUGGUGUUAUUGUUAUUGACUUCAACUUUAAAACCCUAAGACAUGAACCAAAAACUAAGAAAAAUCUACCCAAAACCAAUCGAACACAUCACAAUACAGAAUCAUGAUCCUGUACGUGAAAAGUCUUCCACCGGAGCACACGAUAAACGAUCCAAAUCUCCACACAAUUGUGAAUUCUGCGGUAAAACGUUCGCUAAUAGGAGUAAUUUAAAAAGACACCAUUUGAACAAGCACAGCGACAAAGUGGGCUCUUUCCCGAACCCGAAUCUGUUCACAUGUGAUAACUGUAAAUGCACGUUUUCCAAUAAAAGCAGUCUAAAAAGGCAUAUUGAGAACCUACACUUGCAAACUAAAAAUCCCAAGAAGAGUAUCAGCUGCGUGCAUUGCGAACAGACGUUCAAUUCUAUCAAAUAUCUCAACGCUCAUCUAAAGAUGGCACACGAUGUUAAAAUUGACGAACAGGAGUUACGGUUUUCUAAUCUGGAUGCAUUUUUCUCGUGGAAGAAGCAGGAAGAAAUUCGUACCAAUACGAGAUUCAUUCAGUUACGUGGUAUGAGAAAACAUCGUAGACAAGGCGAAGAAAUAAUGACUCUGAAAUUCAUUUGCAAUAGAUCUGGUGUUUUUCAUUCGAAAUCCAACGGAAAGAGAGCUUACAGGGUUAAAGGAUCGAGUAAAAUAGGUCGUUACUGUUCGGCUUAUAUCGCAGCCAUGUUCAAAGAAAACGAUUACGUUAAUAGUACUUAUUGUUCUACUCAUUGUGGACACGAUAACGAUCUCAGAUAUUUAAACUUGACGAUGGAUGAUAAACGAGAAAUUUACGAAAAAAUCCAAAAAGGAGCUACCUUUUCAUCAAUUUUGAACGAAAUCCGUAACAACGUCGGUAAGGAAAUCAAACGUAAACAUUUAGUUACCAAUAAAGAUCUUCACAACAUCGUAACAACUUUUAAAAAGACCUCGAAACCGGUUCAAGACAACACGUCUGCUCAUUCGUCACCCAGUGUCCUUCCAGAAAGCUCGAAUGAUUUGUCGAUGGUAAAAAAUGAAAAUAUUUUUCAUAGCGAAUUAGAUCUCUGCGCCGAUUUAUGGGUUGAUACUUGCGAACAAAUUGCGAAUCGUUUCGAUCAGAAUGAAUCUCGCGUCAACGAACCAGCUAAAACUGUCACAGUGCAAAAUAGUUCUUUCGUUACUGAAAAUAUUACGCAGGAUCGUCGUAUUAAAGAACCCUCCGUCAAUGCUGAUUACUCUAGAAUCCUUUACAUAAACCAGCACGACUACUCUGUGAAUAAUUCAUCGAAUACUCCUCGACAAUCUCAUAACUCAACAAAUCACGCACCAGAAGAGCUCAAUAAUUCUACGUAUUCGUCGAGUACGACACAGAUGAAAGAUUUUAGCGGUAUGUCCAAUGAUCUUCGACUUGAUGAUGAUUUUAACCCGAUCGAAGUACUCGAAAUAGAAGAUCAUACGCUUAAUAACACUGAGAUCUCAAUUAAUUCUCACGGCGGUUACGAUAACAGUCGGGUUAACAGAUCUCAAAUAAAUUUAAAAAACAAGUUGCCAUCCAACUCGAACGUAAUCGUGAUUCCUGUACGUGAUACCAAUGAUUCGUAUAGUAUUUACCCUGAUAAAUUACCUUCUGCUUCGAAUUCGGAAUCUAAUCCUCUUUCACAGUCCACCGACGAUGAAGAUCCUUCGAACUACGACCCAAUUUGCGAUAUAACAAUUUCGAGUGACGAAUCAGAAACACCGGCGGAAAAUCAAGAUCAACCCGAAAGAUCGGAUUUACGAGAUAAAGUUAACAGUGUGACAGCUUUAUAUAAUAUUGUUGAGAGUGAAUUGGACGAACGUAAGAAGAAUAUCAUUCGUAAUUACGUUGAUAACAUGUUUAGAGUACUUCAGCACAGAUAUAAUAAAACUAAAACGAGAAAGAAACCAGAAUCGCCGAAAAAGAUUGCGAAUAAAGAAAAGAAACCCAAGACUCAAUUACAAACUACGAAUAAGAAACGAAAAACCAAAGUUCCGGAUCUUAUACCUGCCAAAUUUAGUGUUUCAGAAGAAUACGCGACUGAGGUGGCUGAUACUUCGUACACGGAUCCGUCACAUAUUUCUUUCGGUAGGAAUACUCGUGCAACUGAACAAUCGGAUCCUAAUGCUAUGCGAUGGGAUCGGUUUUGAAAAUUUUAGGCGAAAAGUGUUCAAUUUUUGACUUUAUUUAAAUUACAGAUAGCACCGUUCCGUGAAGAUUAUCGGUUUAUAUUCUGCUGUAGUUUUUUGGUACGUGUUUUUUACUCUGCCAAAGUUUUUGUUUAGAUUUUGAUACCGAACGAGAUGAGUUUUAUGGUCUCGUUGAAUUUAUAAGAUUUUUUUUUCGAAUGAAUGGAUACUUUUUAUUCAAGAAAUUCUAGUAUUAUAAGUAUGUUGGGUUCGAUCCAAUGUUAUGCAUUUUUACGUUCAUUGUACCUAUUCGUGUUACGAAAUUAAAUUGUUCAGUUUUUUAAUA